Messenger RNA from Symbiodinium sp. CCMP2592, 1398 nucleotides. The record is from the annotation of a GenBank genome assembly. Lineage: Eukaryota; Dinophyceae; Suessiales; Symbiodiniaceae.
AUGUUUCGCCUACGACAGAAGCGCAAGCCGCCCCACGAAUACUGGUCAUCGAAGCGGCUCAGAAAGGGAGGUACGGUCAACGGACAAGCUGCAAGCUGUGGCUAUCUGCUCCUGAAUGAUGCCGCAGAGGAUGAUUACGAACACCGGGUCAAGGACUACCCGGACGAGAUCCUUCUGGCCUUGGAGUCAAGCUUGGUGUCCGGUCGGCAGGUCUCUGAGGUUCGUGGGCGUGGCCAAGCUUCCAAGAAGCCACACCCGGGCAUCCGGCCACUCGGAGGCGGGUUUUAUGUUGCCAGGGUGAUGUUCAAGGACCUCCGCAUAGUGACAGCGCGUGCGCCUAUGCAACAAGCACUGCGAUGGCGAACUUCCCUGAGCUCCCUUCGAUGCACCGCAUGCACCCGCCCUUCGAACUCCGCCGCUCAUGAUCCCCUCAGCAUGGCGGAGUUCACCAGCGAGUUGGAGCGAGAUCCAACGCUUGACCUACGAUUUGAGUCCGUGCUCUCCAGGAGCAGCAAGAGGUUUGGCACGCCCGCCACGACCAACCUUUCGCUCGCCCUGCAGUUGCGCAGCGAGCUCCUCGCCAUAGUGGCAAACACCCCCAAGCGCAGCCUCGCAAAGGUGGUUUCCACAUGGCAGGUGGCUGCGAAAGCCCGGGUGCUGGCAGAGAAAGAGUCGCAGCCAGUGAAGCAGCGGAAGCUUCUGGCUGCCGUAGCGGCAGAGCGCAUGAGGCGCAAGUUUCAGGUAGGGGAGCAGCUUCAGCAGAUGCUGGGUUACCCUGGCAAUGAUCGACGUGCUGUCGCGCAGCUCAGGGACACUACGCCAGGGAUGUUCAUCAAGAUGCGAGCGCUCCUACGUCAGCUCGUGCGGCCGCGAACCGUGCAGGAGCGUUUGGCACGGCGACCGCGUGGGAUUUUGCCGGUUCCGGUUCGCCACGUGCGUCCUCUGCAUUUUCUCUCCACCAAAGAAGUGCUGCAAGUUUGCGCCAUCUCCGUCGCCAGCUAUGACGUCGCGAUGGAUUCACUGAGGCUGCGGCUCCGCAGCUUUGUUUACGAGCCGAGCUUUCUGGACGGCCCAAAGGAAUCUCGGAGAGGCCGCACGCUCACAAUGCCGGCAGCGAAGCAGGUGACGCUCCUGCUGGAGAUGCUUCGUGCGCCGCACCUGUCACCGAUUUUCUUCGAGGUGGACCUGCGGAAGGUCCCGUUUGACGUGGAGAGUAUGGCGGAGCUACCGGGAGUCCUGUCUACAAUGAGCUCCCUCUCGUUCCUGAAGCUCAGAGCACCAUCCAAGGAGUUUCUGGAGAGCACUUCGCGCGGCCGCAUCUUCGACGCGAUGCCUUCCGGUGCGUCGCUCGAGUUUUACAAGGAUCAGAACUUGGUUUGGUUUGGAAGCAAGACGUAG